UAUUUCCUAAAUCGACGUUCUAAUAAAAAUGGAUUUUCAUAAAGAGGACUAACGAUUAUUGAUGAAGCAUUUUGGUAUGAAACGACUGGAGAAUCUAUCUACAAUAUAGAUGUCACUUCAUGAACAAAGUCAAAAAAGGGAAGAUAUUACAAACCUGAAAUUGACGUCAGUGUAAAAUGAAAAUACUGAUUCCGUUAGUAUGGUGUGUACUGGAACUCAGCUCUGCUGAAAUAUCCCAACAAAUUUCGAAAUUUUUCUUAACAAAAGAUCAUCGUGCCAGUUCAACAGUUGGAAAUAUUUCAAGUCGAUAUUCAAAUUCAUCUCGCUCAAGAGGUGUCAGUAUUCAUACCUAUCUAGAAGCCGAACGUAGGAAAGAUUAUAUCAGGAGACAAAUUUGCCAUAUUCUAAAAUGUGAGGCCAAUCAACAGCCAUCAACCUACCCUUCAACUAUAAAGCCACAAGUACCAAAAGACAACACGCCUGAUGAGCCCAUACUGUCCGAACCUGCAGAUUUUACAAAAGACUCAAGUUGCAUGCAAUUCCCAAUUCCAGUCCAAUAUCUGGAUCCAGGCGUCAAACUAAGCAAUGGAGAUAUAAGGGUUUAUAUCAAAGUGAAGAAGAGAAAAAACAGGAAAAGGAAACGAAAGAUCUCCCUGAAAGUGUCUCUUAUAGAUAAUAAUAAUAAUCAAACUGUCAUUGCCAGUAGGAAAUUCAAGCUUAAAAGUACAAAAUGGCAAAAUAUUCAUCUCCCAUCAACUUUGAUAAAAUCAAUCAAAAGACAAAAAAUGGAAGUUUUGAAAAUCUGUAUUCAUUGCAACAAAUGCAGCAAAAAGGUACAGGUGGAGUUUCCAUUAAAAAAUAAAUCUAAAAGAAGGAAGAAGAAGAAGAAGAAGAAUCAACGUCGACGAAAAAUGAGAAAGAUAAAAUUAAGAAAAAAUCGUCCAAGGUUAUUGUUAUUUUCAAAACGAGAGGGGAUAUCAGAAAGGUUUCGCAGACAUACGUUUAAAACUUGUGCUACUAAAUGUUGCAAAAGAAUCCGUUUUAUUCCUUUUAGUACUUUACAUUUACCUCAGGAUAUUCUGUUUCCGAGCGGUUUUACAUAUGAGGAAUGCACGAAGUGUUCCGAAAGCUUUGAUACCAUGACCUCUGACCUUGCAAAGGAUGCCACUGUAUGUAAAUCAACACAGAAGUCUCCACUUAACCUUGACAUCAAAUACAAAGAUGGCAUUGAGUUCACUCUGUCUAUACCUAAUGUAAGAGUUAACAAAUGCCAGUGCCAUAUACAAUGAUCAAUAUUAGUGUGAAUUUUUCUUGUGUUUUAACGGGUAAUUGAAUUUAUAGCAUAUUUUUAUGAUCGUGUGUAUGAUUGUAUUUUGUGAUCAGGAAUUGUUUGUACAUGUAAUGAUAUGCUGUUCAAAUGAAUCUCGAUUAGAGUUCAAUAUUGUUAUACUAUAAUUCUACCGAACAAAUCCAUUUUUGAGUGCUUCGUUUGCACUGUUGGAUCAAAGUAUUCCGUAAUUUCAGAAAUCCCUUUUAAUCACAAAUGACAUUCUUAUUCGUGUUCCUUACUUAUGAAGACACAAUUAAUCAAUUUUUUACAUUCAUAUAUAAUAUAAGAAUAUAAAUCACAUUAACAAGGAUUAAACCUACCAAGCAGAAUGAGCCCUGAGUAAACCUUAACUCAGUAGUCAUAAUUUAAAUAAAAUGAAUAUGUUCACAAAUCAAACUGUCUCUCAAACAUUAUUUUGUUUAGAAAAUGUGAUUUCCAUGUUAUAUGUGCGAUAUUUUUAUCACCCCAUACAAAUCAUUAAUUUAUAAAGAUGAUUUCAAACGUAGAUCUAUAUAUAGCAUUUUGUGAAUAUGGAUUUAACGGAUAUUCCUAAAUUGAAGUAGAAUGUUUUUACAUUAGAUUGAAUUUGAUACACUGGUGCUAGGAUAAUGUUUUUUAUUACGAAGUCAAAAUGAUGAUGCAUAAUCAAUAAAAGAUAUUGCUGAUAUAUAAAAUCAUAAGUGUCUAUCUUGCCUCUUACAAAAUUUCCAAUCUUUAUAUUUUAAAAUUCAUCCAAGUACAAUUUUUUUUUUAUUUUAUACCCAUUAAGUAAAAAAUUCAUCUUUUCAAAUUUUGCAUUUUUUUCAACC
Messenger RNA from Saccostrea cuccullata (small rock oyster), 2139 nucleotides. RefSeq lists its product as uncharacterized. NCBI's taxonomy places the organism in Eukaryota, Metazoa, Mollusca, Bivalvia, Ostreida, Ostreidae. The transcript is spliced from 3 exons. The record is from RefSeq and is a predicted model, not a curated record. Bases 177 to 1289 code for a protein of 370 amino acids. Gene Ontology annotation, cellular component: extracellular region. Gene Ontology annotation, molecular function: cytokine activity.